AUGGAGUUUCUGGGGGACAUAGGGGUUGUUCGUCAUGCUCUGUUAGUUGCUCCUGCGGACGAUAAUGGACCAGGAGCCGGAAAUGCGCUCAAUCCUUCAAUUCUAAUUUCUGCUGGCGUCGCCACUUUCGCCGCCACAGUCAUCUCUGUUAUCAGUAUUAUACUGCAGCUCAAGAAUUAUCGAAAACCAAUAUUGCAGCGAAUGACGGUUCGCAUCAUGGUCAUGGUGCCCCUAUACGCUAUAUCAUCCCUCAUAUCAUUAUUUUCCCUGGACGCCGCAUUCGCAAUAGACGCUAUCCGAGACGUCUACGAGGCAUUCGUCAUUUACGCCUUCUUCCAAUUAAUGAUCAACUACCUUGGCGGAGAGAGGAGUUUGUUGAUUCUACUUCACGGAAGACCGCCCAAGCACCACGUUUUACCCGUUAGCCUCUUUGUUCAAGAGCUUGAUGCCUCAGACCCCUUCACCUUUCUGUUCUUAAAGCGUGGCAUUUUACAGUACGUUCAAGUAAAGCCAAUACUUGCUAUUGCUACCCUCAUUCUGAAAGCCACUGGAGCAUACAAAGAAGGAAAGCUCAGCUGGUCUUCCGGGUACCUGUACGUCAGUUUCAUUUACAACAUUUCUAUUUGUCUCAGCCUGUACUGUCUUGCAAUGUUCUGGCUCUGCGUGAACGCCGAUAUCAAACCAUUUCGUUCAAUGCCUAAAUUCUUUUGCGUUAAAGGAAUUCUCUUCUUCUCGUUUUGGCAAGCCCUAGGGAUUUCUACCUUGGUUGCGGUUGGUGCAAUCCAAAAAAUUGGGCCAUAUACUGAUGAAGAGCACAUUUCACUUGCAAUCACCGACACCUUGAUUUGCCUCGAAAUGCCGUUCUUCGCAUUCGCCCAUUGGUUUGCUUUCUCCCAUACCGAUUACAUCGACGAGCACCUUAAGUAUGCAGCACGCAUGCCCUUCUACUUUGCAUUCCGCGACGCAUUUGGGUUUCUCGAUGUCUUAGAAGACAGCCGUGCCACACUUCGCGGAGGUGUUUCGUACCGGGCUUUUGAGCCAGUCGAGGGAGGCAUGCACCAAGGGAUCGGACGUGAUCGGCGCAUCAGGGCUGGGCUCCGCUACUCCAAAGGUGGACAAAAGAAAUAUUGGAUUCCGAUGCCCCACGAAAAUGCUGGUCCACGUGCUGGCCCUGUCCAAACGGCGAUAGGGGAUCUCAACCGUGACCAUCGUGGCUAUGCUCUACUCCUGAAUGAUCAGGAUCAUGAGCAAUUUCAUGAAGCACGAACACCCCCUGACACUGAUUAUAAUGAAGCCGCCGAUGGUGCCGUCAUUGAUGAUUGGGCGCACCAGCUCGAGUUCGAGGGCCCAGAUCCAGAGAUCGAAAAACUGUUUGAGGAAAGCCGGGGAUUUAUUUUUGGCGACUACAAUUACCCUUGCAUUGAUGUUAGUGGGGAGGAAGCUAGACGACGUAUGUGGGAUGAGGAGGAGCGGAUUUUGAAGGACCAACGCGCAGCUUUUUCGCUUGCCAGAGAUGCUUCACAAUCCCUUCUAAGGACGAACAUUCCGGGGGUUGGUCGAUACGGGGCUACUUUUGGGUCAGAUCUGCGCGUGCACAGUGAUCCAGAUUCACAGGCUGCGCGCUCGGCCUUGAAACAGCACAAGGGGAAGAACAUAGACUUAGACCAGCCCCGGAGCAGUCCAAUAGUACCAAAGGUUGGAGAAUCCAUAAUCGAUCUUACGCCCCAUGAGCCCGUGCCCGGCGCUGAUCCUGCUGAAGGUGAUAUAACGAUGAUAUACACGAAGUCGAGGAAAAAGAAUGCGUCAACUACCCGAAAACUUCCCAGAUCAGACCAAGCAUCGGCUGUCCCCCAUCCCUCCUCCAUCAACCCUUCCACGGCCUUGCCAUCCCCAGCAUCCCCAGCGAACCGUCGCCCCACCGUCAAGCACACCCAGCCAGAGACCCGGACACCUAGUAGUAGCUCGCCCCGUCCCGAUGCCAUUGAUCUCGUCGUAGAGGAUAAAGAGGCCGCCGAGGAAGCAAAGACGCGCCAAAGGCGCAAAGGAGAACCUGCUGUUCGGCAGAGGGGAGAGCGAAAGGUAUAUCGGCGCACGUAUGUCAUCCAGGAACCGAGCGGGGUGGAGGACCAUCAGAUCCAGGCAGAGCAGGAAGGAAGUGAUCCAAGCCCAUCCAAAGGAGACGAGUUACGAGUGGAAGGCGCCGAGGUUCAGACUAUAAACAGCCAGAAAGAGUUGCCCAGUCUGCAACAAACUCGGGAGCAAGGGAAUACAGUGGAUCCGAGCGUUAACCCCCAUGCCACUAACGUGGUAACACCGUUCGAACUGACUCGGUCGGUCACGCCUCCUCGUGUCGAAGUACACCCUCCCUCUCUCUCAUACCUCCGGGAUGAAGAUGUUGAAAGUAACCCUUGGGCAUGA
Cantharellus anzutake is the source of this 2418-nucleotide messenger RNA. RefSeq names its product organic solute transporter Ostalpha-domain-containing protein. The record is from RefSeq and is a predicted model, not a curated record. NCBI's taxonomy places the organism in Eukaryota, Fungi, Basidiomycota, Agaricomycetes, Cantharellales, Hydnaceae. Gene Ontology annotation, molecular function: transporter activity. The transcript has 10 exons. Gene Ontology annotation, biological process: transport. The coding region runs from base 1 to 2418 and encodes 805 amino acids.